GAUGCAUUAAUUAAUGCGGCUGACGCGCAAUUAAUGCAUCCAUAUCCAAUUGUUGGUGCUGCCUUCAUUGAAGAUGAUUAUCAAAAAUGUGUUUUCCCUUUGUUUUUUCUUUUUUCUUUUUAAAAAAUGUGCCCACUUGAUUGGGCACCGACACAACGGUCUACACCGUGUGGAGCCGGCGUGCGCAAUUUGCGUUUCAACGCUUCUAAAGAAAUUAUAAUCUAAUCUUCAGAGGGUGAUCAUGGCUGAUGCUGAAUCAGUAAUCAUCAAUACUGAAGAUUAUAUUGGCGAAACGGAAUAUCAUACUCCCAAUCGGAAGGUUACUACCCCGGAAUGGUUUAUCCUCGUCGCGAACUUCAUCUUGGAGCUUCCAUCGGCUGUUUUUGAUCAGCUAUCUUCUGUGCAUAAGCCUCAGUAUGCAUUGCUUAGUAUGUUGAUGUCUUUCAUAGUCUUGAUCCUUUCAAUCGUUGACCUUGUUUACAAGGGUCGAAAAAAAAGAGUUACAUUCAUGUGGAGGGGUUUGAUACCAUGGUUUUAUUACCAACAUCCGAAUCGAACUCUCAUGUCCUUUGGAACAUUUUCUGAGAUUAUUGGAUUAGUUUGUAGCAUAUUUCAAUGUGUUUUUACAUCAAUAGGAUAUGGCUUUUUGUAUAGGCAUGUUGAUAAUCCUAUCAACGUGAAUGCCUGGCCUGUGAUCUUUGCAUUUGGUGUAUUGUAUUACAGAGGUCCAGAAAGGCUCCCAAUCCUACGGAAUAGGGAGUCAACCCUACUUUUAAGGACACUCAAUGAAGAAGAGAAUACAGCUGUUUUUCCUUUGUCUUCAUCUACUGUUCUCAAAAUCAACAAGGGAGAUAUCACCAAGUGGUUCGUUGAUGGCUAUUCUGAUGCUAUUGUUAAUUCUGCAAAUCAGAGAAUGCUUGGAGGUGGAGGUGCAGAUGGAGCGAUCCAUAGUGCUGCUGGACCAGAACUCUUUGAUGCAUGUUAUAAGGUCCCUGAAGUCCAACCUGGAGUCCGUUGCCCCACUGGAGAAGCAAGAAUAACUCCCGGCUUCAGAUUACUUGCAUCUCAUGUGAUUCACACUGUUGGUCCUAUUUAUGGUUUCGAUGUCGACCCUGCAGCCUCCCUGAAAAGUGCAUAUAGGAAUAGCUUGAAAUUAGCCAGAGACAACAACAUCAAGUAUAUUGCUUUUCCUGCUAUAUCCUGUGGUAUUUAUGGGUAUCCUCAUGAGGAAGCUGCUGCAAUAUCUAUAUCCACAAUCAAAGAAUUUAAAGAUGACUUGAAAGAGGUGCAUUUUGUUCUGUUCUUCGAUGAGAUUUACGACGUUUGGUUAAAGAAAGCCAAAGAAUUGCUUCUACCUUGGCCUGACAGUCAAGAACGAUAAGGAAAUAUUUUCUGUCCAGUAUAACAACUUUUCAAAUUUUUGUUCUGUUUUUGGACGAUGCUUACAAAAUGUAAUUGAACAAGAAAGGCAACUACAACAUUAGCUUCGUUCCUGUAUAAACAUGCUUCAAUUGGACAAUGUACUGUUUUGUUGUUCUAUUACCAAAGAAAUUUAUCCACUUCUCAUUA
Messenger RNA from Jatropha curcas, 1569 nucleotides. The record is from RefSeq and is a predicted model, not a curated record. Lineage: Eukaryota; Viridiplantae; Streptophyta; Magnoliopsida; Malpighiales; Euphorbiaceae.